Messenger RNA from Colletotrichum gloeosporioides, 453 nucleotides. RefSeq lists its product as uncharacterized. Bases 1 to 453 code for a protein of 150 amino acids. The transcript has 2 exons. The record is from RefSeq and is a predicted model, not a curated record. Gene Ontology annotation, molecular function: hydrolase activity, acting on carbon-nitrogen (but not peptide) bonds. NCBI's taxonomy places the organism in Eukaryota, Fungi, Ascomycota, Sordariomycetes, Glomerellales, Glomerellaceae.
AUGGCAACUUCAAGCCAUGUUUCAUGGCCGCAAGGUCGUUAUACUACGUGGGGACCAACAAAGGACUCCCAGGCGGUUCCAAGAAAUGUGGCAUACAUCGACAACCUCAAGUUGGACCCAAAGCUACAACCAAGGGACUAUCAUAUUCAUGGAAGUAACAGAGGCUCGAAGAUUCUUUUCACGGAGGUUCAAAUCUUGGAAUCGACAGGUCGGCAACCAUACCCAGGCGAUGUUCUCAUCGAAGACCCGUGCGUGACGGUAUUCCACGGGCGAGGAAGGACGCUGAUGUCAGGGUUGGGUGACGCUCACGCACAUUUGACUUGGAACGGGGGCGACUUGACCCGCCUAGGAGACUUGCCAGUAGAGGAGCAUGUACUUUUGACGAUCAAAAGUGCCAAAUGCUUUCUUGACUCGGGAUACACGAUGUACGCACUCACUUGGUGCAUGAUGUAG